This is a messenger RNA of Armigeres subalbatus, 1586 nucleotides long. RefSeq names its product dolichyl-diphosphooligosaccharide--protein glycosyltransferase 48 kDa subunit (gene Ost48). The transcript is spliced from 2 exons. The record is from RefSeq and is a predicted model, not a curated record. Gene Ontology annotation, cellular component: oligosaccharyltransferase complex; endoplasmic reticulum membrane. The coding region runs from base 112 to 1455 and encodes 447 amino acids. NCBI's taxonomy places the organism in Eukaryota, Metazoa, Arthropoda, Insecta, Diptera, Culicidae.
UGGAACUCUGAUGCGCCCGCCGGUUGUCAACUGCGUGAAGUGAACAUCGAUUUUACAUCUCGAUAGCUGCGUUCUGGAGAAAUUAAUUUUGUUCCGUUAGUUUAGUGAAAAAUGUCCCGUCCAAUGUGCUGGCUUGCGGCUAGCAUAGCCUUGUUUGCAUUGCUAGUCAGCCCGACUCACGCCGAACCCGGCGAAACCCUGGUACUGCUGGACAAUUUGGCUAUUCGCGAGACCCACUCCAUUUUCUUCAAGAGCCUGCAAGAACGCGGCUAUAAACUCACGUACAAACUCGCCGACGAUGCCAGCCUUGUGCUCUCAAAAUACGGAGAAUUUUUGUACAAGCACCUGAUUCUGUUCGCCCCAUCCGUCGAGGAAUUCGGAGGAUCUCUCAGCGUGGAAGCCAUCACUGACUUUGUGGACAACGGGGGAAACGUUCUGGUGGCGGGCAGCUCGAACUCGGGUGAUGCCCUGCGGGAACUGGCCUCUGAGUGUGGUUUCGAGGUGGACGAGGAAAAUGCUGCCGUAAUCGAUCAUCUGAACUACGAUAUUUCGGACAGCGGCGAUCACACGCUGGUGGUGGCUUCUCCGGAAAAUUUAAUUGAUUCGGACAUAGUCGUUGGGAAGAAAUCCGUCGGGCCCCUUUUGUAUCGAGGAACCGGUUUGUUGGCUGACAAGGAGAACCCACUAGUGUUACAACUGUUGACAGCCGAUAGCAGCGCUUACAGCUAUGUUCCGGAUACUCCUAUCAAGGAAUACCCUCAUGCCGUUGGUAAGGGAACGCUUCUGAUUGCAGCUCUCCAGGCUCGCAACAAUGCUCGGGUAGUGUUCUCUGGAUCACUCUACUUCUUCUCCGAUGAAGCUUUCCUGUCGUCGGUGCAACGCGCACAGGAUGGAAAAUUGCACAACAAAUCGGGCAAUCUGGAUGUGGCUACGUCCAUCAGCAAGUGGGUAUUUGGAGAAAAUGGCGUUAUCCGUGCCCGAUCGGUAAAACAUUUCAAAGAGGGGGAUAGUGUGCCCCCAGCAGCCUACACAAUCACCGAACCGGUCGUAUAUACGAUCGAAAUUGAAACCCUAGCUGGCGAUGGCAAGUGGCAACCGUUCCAGGCCAACGAUGUCCAACUGGAGUUCGUCCGAAUCGAUCCGUUUGUGCGAACCACCUUGAAACACAUCGGGGGAGGUCGUUAUCAGGCCAAGUUCAAAAUCCCGGACGUGUACGGCGUGUAUCAGUUCAAGGUCGAUUAUGAUCGUAUCGGGUACACCCAUUUGUACUCCACGACCCAGGUCUCGGUUCGUCCAUUGACGCACACCCAGUACGAGCGUUUCAUCCCGAGCGCCUAUCCCUACUAUGUGAGUGCUUUCUCUAUGAUGGUCGGAAUGUUCCUGUUCUCAAUCAUUUUCCUGCACUACAAGGACGAUGGUGCUAGUGGUAAGGUAUCCGAUAAGAAAUCUCAGUAGAUAGAGGAAGCGUAGUAAGUUUAACGAAUGAAUUCUUUACAUUCUCUUCAAAUGUACUCGCUGCAUCGCAGUUGAUCCAGUCGCAGCAUUAUUCAAGCAUGCUGGUAGAAACAAUAAAACUCACAUCCAUA